Messenger RNA from Triplophysa rosa, 4588 nucleotides. It is a transcript of the gene ppp4r3a, whose product is annotated as SMEK homolog 1, suppressor of mek1 (Dictyostelium). The transcript is spliced from 15 exons. Bases 896 to 3355 code for a protein of 819 amino acids. Gene Ontology annotation, molecular function: protein phosphatase activator activity. Gene Ontology annotation, cellular component: nucleoplasm; protein phosphatase 4 complex. The record is from RefSeq and is a predicted model, not a curated record. Gene Ontology annotation, biological process: protein dephosphorylation; DNA damage response. NCBI's taxonomy places the organism in Eukaryota, Metazoa, Chordata, Actinopteri, Cypriniformes, Nemacheilidae.
UGCAACAGGAAACCCCGUAGCGGCUUUCUGAGGGCACCCAAGAUGGCCGAAUGUUCACAGUGGGGCUAAUAAUUACUUUUCUUCAAGACGCUGCUAUUUGUUUGUGCUCGAAGGUCGCGCCAACGAUUUGACGUCCCGGAAAGUAAAACGAGCGAGUCUAUUUGAUUAGUUGAAUCGGAAAAUGUGGAUUUUUGUGUAAAGAGACUGGCUGGUCCCUGCGCGGCCCUUAGCCAGAAUAUGGCGGAAUACUUGGAGAAAAUAUAGCGUAGCUUAUUAUGAACGCGGCGUUUUAUACACGACUCUUCAUAAAUUUUCAUUGAAUGCGAGCGAGUAUAAUGAUCAAAUAGUGCUAUCGGUACGUCUUUGGAGUUUAUUCGCGUUCGGUUUUCUCAUUUCUGGGUUAAAAUGACUCGCGCGAAGAGAUAGCCUGCUAGCGAAUGUGCUAGCUGAGCUAACCCAGUUUGACUGAAUUAGUCGCAGCGUUAGCUUAGCAUAACUAGCUAAAAGUAAGUAAGUAAAAUAACACAAAUUGCAUUCGUGUUGUGUCUGCAUGUUUUUGAGACAAUUUCUCACCUUUCGUCCAACUUAGAAACGGAAUAGAAGUUUCCGUAGCCCGGGCAAAAUAUUUCAAAAUAUUGGGUAUGUUGUGGAGAGUCUCGGCUGCAGACAGCAGCUAGCUGACCAUCGCCAGACUGGUCAGAAUAUUUCAUUUGAUAUACUUGGGUUUACUGUAAUAGAUCCACAACAACACAUUGCAACAGGUUGCAAGUAAAUGCUAAAUAGUUCGCAGAUUUGUGCAUCUCAAAGUCUAAAGGCAGAAUCUGUUGCAUUUUGCAAGGCGAGGAUUUUGAAAUUUAUUUAAUCAAGGGAAAACCCUCGAGAGUUACUUGCAAGGAUGACUGACACUCGUAGACGAGUAAAGGUGUAUACUCUGAAUGAGGAUCGCCAGUGGGACGAUCGGGGCACGGGACAUGUGUCGUCUGCCUACGUGGAGAGGUUGAAAGGCACGUCUCUCCUGGUGCGCGCCGAAAGUGACGGGUCACUGCUGCUGGAGUCAAAAAUCAACCCUAACACCGCCUAUCAGAAACAGCAGGAUACAUUAAUAGUGUGGUCUGAGGCUGAAAACUAUGACCUGGCUCUCAGCUUCCAAGAAAAGGCUGGUUGUGACGAGAUCUGGGAGAAAAUAUGUCAGGUCCAGGGAAAGGAUCCCUCUGUAGACAUCACCCAGGAACUGAUAGAUGAGUCUGAAGAAGAGCGCUUUGAUGAUAUGUCUUCUCCUGGCCUUGAACUCCCACACUGCGAGCUUUCCCGACUGGAGGAAGUGGCUGAGCUGGUGGCAUCGUCUUUACCCUCUCCACUACGGCGGGAAAAACUGGCCCUAGCUCUGGAGAACGAGGGCUACAUACGCAAGCUGCUGGAGAUUUUCCGUGUUUGCGAGGACCUGGAAAACAGAGAAGGCCUGCAUCACCUCUACGACAUCAUCAAAGGCAUUUUCCUCCUCAAUCGUACAGCGCUUUUCGAAGUCAUGUUUUCUGAAGAAUGCAUCAUGGACGUGAUCGGAUGUUUGGAGUUUGAUCCGUCGCUGCCCCAGCCACGAAGACAUCGAGAGUUCCUGACCACCACGGCGCGGUUUAAAGAGGUCAUUCCCAUUUCAGACCCAGAGUUGCGACAGAAGAUUCACCAGACGUAUCGGGUGCAGUACAUUCAGGACAUGGUGCUUCCCACCCCUUCUGUGUUUGAAGAGAACAUGCUCUCCACCCUCCACUCGUUCAUCUUCUUCAACAAGGUGGAGAUUGUUGGCAUGCUGCAGGAUGACGAGAAGUUUUUGACUGAGCUCUUUGCACAGCUAACUGAUGAAGCCACAGAUGACGACAAACGGCAUGAACUGGUAAAUUUCCUGAAGGAGUUUUGUGCGUUCUCCCAAACGUUACAACCACAGAACAGAGAUGCAUUUUUCAAGACACUGUCCAACAUGGGAAUCCUGCCAGCGCUGGAAGUUAUUCUUGGCAUGGAUGAUGUACUGGUUCGUGGAGCGGCCACUGAUAUCUUCUCCUACUUGGUGGAGUACAACCCUUCUAUGGUGCGAGAAUUUGUUAUGCAGGAGUCUCAACAGAAUGAUGAUGACAUUCUAUUGAUAAAUCUGAUCAUUGAGCAUAUGAUCUGUGACACGGAUCCAGAGUUGGGCGGAGCUGUACAGUUGAUGGGGCUGCUCAGGACACUAGUGGACCCGGAGAACAUGCUUGCAACUGCUAAUAAAACGGAGAAGACUGAGUUUUUGAGUUUCUUCUAUAAGCAUUGCAUGCAUGUGCUUUCUGCUCCGCUUCUUGCCAACACCACAGAGGAGAAACCCAGCAAAGAUGAUUUUCAGACGUGUCAGCUGUUGGCUCUGAUUGUUGAGCUCCUCACGUUCUGCGUGGAGCAUCACACGUAUCACAUAAAGAACUACAUCAUCAACAAAGACAUCCUCCGCAGAGUCUUGGUGCUCACUGCAUCUCAACACGCUUUCCUAGCCUUAUGCGCUUUGCGUUUCAUGAGGAAAAUCAUUGGUCUGAAGGAUGAGUUUUAUAACAGAUACAUUAUGAGGAACUUCCUGUUUGAGCCAGUGGUCAAAGCUUUCCUAAACAAUGGAUCCAGAUACAACCUCAUCAACUCAGCCAUCAUAGAGAUGUUUGAGUAUGUCAGAGUGGAGGAUGUGAAAUCAUUGACAGCUCAUAUCAUAGAGAACUACUGGAAGGCGCUGGAAGACGUAGAUUAUGUUCAGACUUUUAAGGGACUGAAGCUUCGAUACGAACAGCAGAGAGAAAGGCAGGACAACCCUAAACUUGACAGUAUGCGGUCGAUUCUGAGAAAUCACCGUUUCCGGCGGGACGCACGCACACUUGAAGAUGAGGAGGAGAUGUGGUUUAACACGGACGAAGAGGACUUGGAGGACGGUGAAGCUGUGGUGCCGCCCUCAGAUAAGAUGAAAAGCGAUGAGGACCUGAUGGAUCCCAUCAGCAAGUUCAUGGAGAGAAAGAAACUGAAAGAGUCGGAGGAGGUGUCGAAGGAGGUGUUGACAGGGAAGUCAAGCCUCUCAGGACGGCAGAGCCCUAGUUUUAAACUUUCUUUCUCCAGCUCUCCCAAGGCCAGUCUUUCUCCUCCAACGGCAUCCCUUCACCCUGGUUCACCUGGUUCGCCAAGCUCACCCGGGACAGGAGCCCGGAGCUCACCCCCUACGGCAGCUGUCACCACUAAGGGAGGUCUGGUGGGGUUGGUGGACUAUCCCGAUGAUGAUGAAGAGGACGAGGAUGAGGAAGAUGCAGACAGUAAAGAAGAAAGUCCUCCUCUGUCCAAGAAAUCCAAGCUGAGCUCCUAAAGCACUCCCUCUUCAGUCAGCAAAGUAAUGCUCAACGGGAGCUUUAUCCAGAGACUAUUGCAGCGCUCAGCCUAGAACUCAAAACUGAAAUAAAAUGAAUGAAUACACAAAUGAAUGGAUAAAUGAACGAACGCAGCCCCCCCCCCCGCAGGAGUCCAUGGGGCGCCAUGUGAGGAAGGGAGAGCAAGAGAGAGAGAAAAGAUACGGUCACGGAGCGAAAAGGUGAACAUCUCCAUGCGUGGAGUUUGUCCAAGUGCCAAUCUGAGAGAGAACAAGAGACUCGUCAAACGAAUGGAGAGAGCGAAGAUAAAACCGUGGUUUGGACGAAUAAUAAAGGAUUUCUUAAAAAUGUAUUUCGACUAAGCUAAAAGUACUGGGGGGUAAAAAAAACCUCACGCGCACUCACUCACAGACUCUCAAAACUGUUGCUCCACAAAGCGUCCCAGGCUUGGACCAGGACACACUGCCCCCCCUCUCAGGGAAGGACCUCACAUGACCCGAUUGGGCCAGCCAAUCCACAUCCUCCACUCACCUUUGCUGACUCCAUCUCCAUUUCUUUCUCUCCUUCCUCUAGCCCUUUUCUGUUGUCCUUUCUUUCUUGAUUUGUUUCCUUUUUUGAGUUUCUAGGGCCAGGUGGGACACUAGGGAGCAAAGAGGUCUGGGUCGUCAUUGUUUAUGAUGUCACCGUUGUUCUUGUGGCUCAGCGGAAGUUCUUCCUCUCUCAAAGCCAGCAGUUUCCCCCCUUUUCUCAUUCAGUUCUUCUCUCCUCUCAGUUUUUUUAAUGACAAAAGAGACCUGCCUUUAAUGUUCAGGAUGUUUUCAGCCGCACUUGAACAGGUUUUUAAAACCUCAGUGGGGGAGAUAGUUUUACCCUUUUUUUGCCCUUCAAAACUGCAGAUUUUUUUGGAAAAUUUGUAAGCCCGUCUUGAUUAAAGAUUGAGUGGAACUCUAGAUGUGAUCGAUUUUUGUCAUAUCUUAAUUUUUCCUUUUACAUGAGUGUACUCUUUAGUUGUUCGGUAUAUUUGGGACCAUUAAAAAGAUCUUUGCUGUAGUAGACCUCUCAAGGUUGUGCUGGUUCCCUGUAUCAUGCAACUGUGUCUUUUGAAAUGGGGUUUCGUCACUGAGAUAUUUUCAGCCUCAUGUCUGCUUAGUCUGAAUACAUCAGUGGAGGAGUCUUGCUGAACAACCUGCACACAAUUAAAGAUAACAGUUUUUAUUUUCUGAAUUAUCAUU